Symbiodinium sp. CCMP2456 is the source of this 1713-nucleotide messenger RNA. The record is from the annotation of a GenBank genome assembly. NCBI's taxonomy places the organism in Eukaryota, Dinophyceae, Suessiales, Symbiodiniaceae.
AUGGCCUCCGGAUCCGGAUCGCAGCCUGACUUGCCGUCCUAUGCCCUCAAGGUCGUCCCGGCGUCCAGGGGCGGCGGAGGCCUCUUCUUCCUUCGCUCCCAGAAGCGGGACCACGAGGAGCUAGGCAGGGGCGGCGGCUUCAACGAGCGACAGACGGCGACGGAUCUGAAAGCAGAGCACAACUCGGACGACGAGCUCUAUGACGAGUUCGGCCGGAAGAAGCGCCGGAAAGCAAAGGCAGCCGCCAAGGGGCCCUCCAAGACGGAAGCGCCCAAAGCUGAAGCCGACAGCAAGGAGGAAGUCCAGGCCCAGAAGCAAAAGGAGCCCGGAACCACUCCGCCCGCGGUGCCUGAGCCUUCGCCUACCGCGGCCUCCGCAGCCCGCGUCAUCGAUCCCCGGCCGGGAAAGGGAGCCCAGAAGGGGCUCCCGGCACCGGGAGCUCCAGCCGGGUUUGCCGUGAUGGUGCCUGGAGGGCAGCAGGCCCAGCAGGCGGCGCAGGCGGUGCAGGCGGCGCAAUCCUGGUGGCCCGGUGCCUGGCCCGGAGCGCCCUUCGGCAAAGGCCUCCUUGACCCCUUUUCGGCGGGUUCGGCCGGGGAGGCCAAAGAAGACCACCCCAUUUUCCGUGAGCCAGGUGCGCCACCGACGGCGCCUGCUUGGGCCUGGAACCAGGCAGCUCGCCAAACGCGCACCCCGUUCAGCGGCUCCAACGAUGAGACCCCGAUGGAUUUGGAGUCUGGCCUCGCUCGCCUUAAGCGGAUUCUUCUGGGGCAAAAGGGCCAAAAGCGCUUUCGCCCUUUCAGAGAUGCAGCCCCGGACAGACCCAGGCUGGUGGCCUACAACGUUUGCGGCUUCGGCGCAGGCUUCGGGGACGUCGACGAAGCGAUGGUCACAGAGGUCUAUGGCAAGCUCCGCGAGGACUUGCAAGGCCUGAAGGCAGACAUCAUUUGCCUCAACGAGGUUAAGCGCCUGCGGCUCAAGGACCCGGAAGGAAGCUUCCGGGAGGACAGCUUGGAGGCCUUGGCAGAAGACUUGGAGGAGAUGGAGUUCUUCUUUGCUCAUGCAAAUCCUGGGUAUGAGACUUUCGGCAAUGCCAUCUUGGUCGGAAAGAGGCUCCAGGUCCUGCAUUGCGAUUCGCUCCACCUCGAGGGGGGCUCUGUGAUAACCCUUGGUCCUGGAAAGACGAAGCACAUCGGUCGCGGAUGCCUCUCAGUGUGUGUGGAGGUGCAGGGCAAGCAGUUUGCCACGCUGGUGACCCACUGGGACCACAUCUCUGAGGCAGAGCGACUACGGCAAGCAGAAUCCUUUCUGUCCAGCCACACGCUGCUGUCUCAUGAUCUGCCCCACCUGCUUGUGGGAGAUCUCAAUGCGAUGAAGAGGUCAGACUACACAGACCAGGAGUGGGCUGGUUUGGAGCAGCGGAACGCCUUGAAAGGCUGGGCGCCGCCCGAAAACUCCCAGGCCCUGUUGGCUCUGGAGAGAGAAGGCUACAGCGAUCUUGGCGACAGCAUCCACCAGCUCAGCCCCUCCGAGGCCGCGGCCGCCUCGGAGCGGUCGCGGUGGACGAAGAAGGAGGGGCCCGGGCCGCCGAUCCGGAUCGAUUACAUCUACGCUUCCAAGCACUUCAGCGACAUUGGUGAGGCCAAAGCCGCUUUCGUUGCGGCGGCGACAGGCUCGGACCAUCUGCCCCUGGUCGCGGACAUCCUGCUAACGUAA